Molecule: messenger RNA, 5346 nt
Organism: Drosophila subpulchrella
Lineage: Eukaryota; Metazoa; Arthropoda; Insecta; Diptera; Drosophilidae
Gene: ab
Product: protein abrupt
Exons: 9
Coding region: 922-3669 (915 amino acids)
Biological process (GO): regulation of transcription by RNA polymerase II
Cellular component (GO): nucleus
Molecular function (GO): protein binding
Source: RefSeq, a predicted model, not a curated record
UUUCAGAAAUCAGUCGGGCAGCAAGUGUCGUGGUUCAAGUGCGGCUAAUUUGGCUUAUUUGUGAUUUUCUGUUUUGCUGGCUUAUUGUGCAGUGUUGAAAAACCAAACUAAAUUCAAAAUCGGCUAGAAAGAAAAGUGCUAAAGUCCCAUCAAUAAACCCACAAAACAAAUUCAAAAGGGAAAUCCCUCGAAUAAUAACCCUCAGUGUUUCAAAAGUGUUCAAAUUUUACAACUGUGGCAUCGCAUCACCAAAAUCAGCGACUGCUUUUCUGCAUCAUCGUGCGUUUCCAGGAAAAAUAGAAGAGAAACAGUGCAAACGACACUGGGCUGCAGAGUCAAGGUUGUGCAGCUGAAGGGAGAAGAAGCAACUGCAGCAGCCGCAUAAAUUCCAAAAGUAAUACAAACUGCAGCAACACUAUACGGAUCUGCAGCAGCAACAAUAGAUCAAGCUGCAACUUUACCCAUUGACACAGCAGAAAACAUCUGCUAUCAAAAGCUGAUCCACAUCAUCGGAAUCUUGGGCAACUGAAGCAGCAGCAACAUCUACAGAUAUUGCUACUGCAACAGCAACAGCGGCAUUAACCAGCAGCAACAUCAAAUAGCUCCGUCCAUGGGCGCCGCGGCAAACACAGUCCGGUGAAAAUGGACAAAGGCCGCGCGAGGCUGCCGCCGAAUUAGCAGAGAAGCCGGAAAAUCCACACACGGACGGGCAGUGCAAAUAUUUGCCAGGCCCCAACAAACAAAAAAAAAAGGAGCAACACACUCAACAAAGGCGCCCAAUAAAAGGGGAAGCAUUUGUGCGACAAUAGCCGGGGAAUUAGCCACAAAAGAAGAAGCAACCGGGUCCAUUAAGACAGCCAGGCAUCCAACAAAUCCAACCAACCCAUCAGAUCCCAUCCCGGCUCGACGAGGUCCACUUAAAUGACCGAAUCCACACAGCUGCAGACGGCGGAGAACAACAACGCGGGCGUGGUCAAAAUGGAGCCCCCGCCGCCGGCGACCUCCUCCGUUUCCGUGUCCGCCGCCGCAGCCGCCCACGCCCUCUCCUCCCUCUCCUCGCUCUCGAUGGCCGCCACCGGCUCCGCCCUCUCGCCGGCCACGCCCCCGCCCUCCCUGAACCUGUCACAUCAGCAGCAGCACUCGCAGCAGCAGCAGCAGCAGCAGCAGCACUACGCCCUCAAGUGGAACGACUUCCAGAGCUCGAUCCUCAGCUCCUUCCGGCACCUGCGGGACGAGGAGGACUUCGUGGACGUAACGCUGGCCUGCGACGAGCGCUCCUUCACCGCCCACAAGGUCGUCCUGAGCGCCUGCAGCCCCUACUUCCGCCGGCUGCUCAAGGCCAAUCCCUGCGAGCACCCGAUCGUCAUCCUGCGCGACGUGCGUUGCGACGAUGUCGAGAAUCUGCUGAGCUUUAUGUACAAUGGUGAGGUGAAUGUGAGCCACGAACAGUUGCCCGACUUCCUGAAGACCGCGCAUCUGCUGCAGAUUCGUGGCUUGGCGGAUGUCAAUGGUUGUUAUCCCUACUCCAAGGCUUUGUCCGCCGCCCUGAGCCACAACAACAGCAGCAACAGCAGCAGCAAUAACAACAACAACAGCAGCAACAGCCUGAGCAACAACAAUAACAACAACAACAUAGCCGAGAGCAGUAAUCACAACAAGAUUAGCAGUUACUUGCCACCCAAUCAAGCAAGUGCCACAAGCAACAACAAUGGAAACAGCAGCAACAGCAACAACCACAGCAGCAGCAGCAGCAACAACAGCAGCAGCAACAACAUCAGCGGAUCCCUGAACAGCAGCCUGAACUCACCGUUCAGUGCGCCGCCGGUACCGCCAUCGGUUACCGCCUCGAGUGCAGCGGCAGCAGCAGCAGCGGCUGCCUCGCUCACCGCCGCAGUGGCAGCAGCAGCGGCAGCAACGGCCAGCAGCAGCAGUGCCAGCGGACAAAGCGGCGGCUCGAGCGGUACGCCCGCCAUCCAGGAGCUGAAGGCAUCGUCGGCAGCGUCGCCCGUAAGAACCCCGAACCCGAAUCCCAAUUCCAGCAAAGCCAGCAGCAGCAACCACUGGGACAUGGGUGAGAUGGAGGGCAGCCGGAAGAGCCACCUGACGCCGCCCCCUCAGAAACGCAUCAAGAGCGCCGAUUUGUUCCGGGCCCAGCACGGCAUCAGUCCGGAGCGAUUGCUGCUCGACCGCGAGUUCCCCGUAGCCGGACAGCAUCCCCUCACCCGGAACAGGAGCGGUCGGGACACCUCCAAGGAUCGGGAGCGCAAUUUGGAAUUGAGGGAAUCGCUAUUGGGACAGGCUCUGGAAAACAGCAACGGACAGCAGGCCAAUCAGAAACACGAUCUUGGCCAGAGCGCGGGUGAGGAUUCGAACAGCAGUGACACGGAGCCCUCGGAUCGGGGCGAUGGACAGCACGAUGGAACCCUCGACGGCAUCGACAAUCAGCGCUCGCACUCGUUCCCCAAUGCAUUCCUCGGCCUCCAGGGCAUUCCCGGUCUUCUGCCAGGACCCUCCGGCAUCAACAGUGACUUCGUUUCGCGACGCUCCUUGGAAAUGCGGGUCCGAGCCACAGAUCCCCGUCCCUGCCCCAAAUGCGGAAAGAUCUACCGCUCCGCCCACACACUGCGCACCCAUCUGGAGGACAAGCACACCGUGUGCCCCGGCUAUCGGUGCGUCCUCUGCGGCACGGUGGCCAAGUCCCGCAACUCCUUGCACUCGCACAUGUCGCGCCAGCAUCGCGGCAUCUCCACCAAGGACCUGCCCGUCCUGCCCAUGCCCAGCCCCUUCGAUCCGGACCUGGCCUCCCGCCUGCUGGCCAAGGCGGGCGUCAAGAUCUCUCCGGCGGAGCUGCGGGCCCGGGCCUCGCCCACCGGCGGUAGCGGCAGCAGCGGCGGAGGCGGAGGAGGCGGCAGCGGCCAGGCCAAGUUGGAUCUGAGCAACGCCAGCGGUGGACCGCUGGACGAUGCCGAGGACUCCGACGAGGAUCCCGAGGAUCUGACCACAGGCAAUGGCCUGUACGGCAUGGGCGGAAGCAGCAACGAUCUGAGCCGCUACCACGAGAGCCUGCUGAGCAACUUUGGGCACGCCAGGAUGCGAAAUGAGGCGGCUGCUGCGGCGGCCACUGCGGCUGCUCUGGGCCAGCCCAAGGACCUGGGCGUCCAGAUGCCAAACAGCGGUGCAGCUGGUCAGUCCCUGCUGGACACCUAUCUGCAGUUCAUCACGGAGAACACCUUCGGCAUGGGCAUGUCCCAGGAGCAGGCAGCUGCCGCAGCGCUGCGCGCCAAGAUGGCUCAGCUGAAUGCGAUGGGGCACAGUCUGGAUAGCCUACCGCCGGGCCUGCUGCCCGGUCAGUUCGAUCUGAGCAAACUGGCUGCCGGGAAUCCCGCCUUCGGACAAAGUGGACCCGGUCUGACCAUUGAGCCGAUCAUGCGGCACGACCAGGCUGCCGGAAGCCUCUCGCCGAACGUCCACCGACCACUGGCCCUCAACUCGGGCGGCCGGAUGAUGGGUCACGACGAAAUGGCGGACCACGAGGGCGAUAUGAGGCGGGACGGGUCGGAACCCAUGGAUCUCGGCCUGGACGUUAACCAGUCGGGCAGCAACCAUGAGGUGGCCAACUCCGAUGCCGAGGAGAACUACUCGGAGGACGAGGGAGUGCACAACACAUAGGAGGAGCAAGGGAUUCCAGCGAGGGACCCACGAAUAUGAACAUGAACAUGAACAGUUGUAUACCGAUUACCCAUGGAACAUAUGUAACGAGUAGCCUUAUCCUCAUGUAUACCAGUUUAUGUGUACGAUACGAUACAAUACGAUAGUGAAACCUAGGACUAAAAUCAUAUUUGUGCCGCUGCCAGAGCUGGCCUAGUAGAAUUCAAUGUUGUGCUUUUUAAACUACCUAACUACACAGAUAUAUCCUAUAGAUAUAUCCCCCCAUACACAUAUAUAUUUAUAUACACAAGUACCUGCUGUGUAUACAAGUCGAUGAAGAAGAGGAAGGGAAAUCCCCAGACAACCCAUCCCGCAUGAAAAACAAAAACUAAUGGUAGUCUAGUGUUGUAAGUUAGAUUUCACAUUGAAAGAGAAGCCUGUAAAUACAUAAAACUAUUCAUAUUAGACCAGCAACAGCCCCCCAAACGAUCCGUCGCAUUUAACACUUACGUAUGUUAGUAUUGUACCAGACGCCAGCAGAUAAUUCAGAUGUGCCAUGCAUGCCACAGCCUUCCAGUUCCAAGUCUAGCCAGUCCAUUGAUUCACAGUGCUUACCAUAUCUCAGGAACGCUCGCGGACGAAUCCGAACAACUCAACCGAACUACCUCAGCCAGCGAAAGAGUUGAACCCCUGAAACGAACCUCAAACUUCCAUGAGUUGUGACUGGCCCUGUACUCCAUCUCCAGGAAUCUUGCCAACAUUUAAGAGCGAGACCUGCUCGUAGAUUUAGAAUCCUAAGGGGAUCAGAAAACAAGAAAUUGAUUAUUUAUACACUUAAAUACGGUAUACAGUGCACACUCAGUAUACGUAUAUACACUUAAAAAUAUAUACAUAUGAAUGCCUGUACUUAUUUGUCAGAGAAAUGAAUACCUCAGCAUACUCAGCAUUCGGUCGUUACACUCGAAGGUGGACCCCCUUUAUGAUAUCCAGUGCGAAUCAUAUAAUUAUAAAGAGACUAGGUUAGUUAGUUUAUGUGGCAGCACUGCAAGCAAGACAUAGAUAGAUGUAACUACGCGUUUCCUGUAUGUAUUUAGUUCGAAUAUGCCUCAGUUAUCCUAGGUUUAUGGUUAGCUUCAAUCGGAGAUGAGCACAGACUCUACAAGAGUCGCUACAACUUGCCUUAUGACCAACAUAUGUGUUAAUUUAGUAAUUUUCUACCUCAAUUAAUUUAAAUGUAAUUUACUUGGAUACUUAUUUGUAAGUUCUUGAAGGCACUCUCCAACAUGUAAUUUGUUUCACUUGGCUUGUUUCGAGUGUUUUAACUACCUUUAACAUGGGAUUUACUUUUAUUACUCACCAGUCACCUAACAUAGCUUAACAAGAGAUUGGAUGACGCACAUGUGAAUAAAAAUAUCUAAGUACAUGCGAGUGUCUUUAGUUUUUAUUUACCCGGUUUAGUUUGUAUCUUCGGUUUUAGAAACUUUUCCCUCCUCUCACUCUCGCCCAGAUUUUGGCGCAGGGGGAGUGCAAUAGAUUGCAUUUUCCUAGGUUUGAAAUGCAUUUAAGGCUAAUGCAAUUCGGUUAAGUCGUUAGUUUAAAAUAUAUUAGUUAAAAGUCGUUACAUAAGCAAUAUAAGUAGACAUCCAUGUGCUUAGAAAGUUAUAUAAAUAUUUAUUGACAUUACAAUAAAGCCGCGUU